Messenger RNA from Adineta steineri, 918 nucleotides. The record is from the annotation of a GenBank genome assembly. NCBI's taxonomy places the organism in Eukaryota, Metazoa, Rotifera, Eurotatoria, Adinetida, Adinetidae.
AUGUUGUUUAUAACAAGUUGUUAUUUUUUGAUUAUAAUUAGUCAAACAAUUGUAAGCAUAGAUACUUUUCAACAAAAUGGAACAAAUAAUUCGAAACAAUUUCAAAUUGAAGAAGAUUUAACAACAUUGAAUUAUUAUUUCUUUUCCUAUGAUAUUAUUGAUCAUAAAACAAUAUUAAUUAAAUUUGAUAUUACGCAUACUAUGCUUUUUCAACAAAGACAAGUUCUUUAUAAUGCUUAUCUUCAUAUUUCAAAAUUACCGUCAGAAAAUUAUAAAAUUAAUAUUGGACCAUUUUUAGGUUAUUAUGAAAAAGAAAUUUCUGGUACAAUUACAGAUCAUUUUACUUUUUGUCUUGUACUUCUACCAAGUCAACAUCAAAAUUCUUCACAAAAACAACAAAUUAUACAUUAUUGUACAAAAAUGGGACCUGAUGAAGAUCAUGAACGUCAUCCGAUUAAACAAGGAAGUAAAGGAGAUCAUAUUUUAUUAUUAUUACAACUAUUAAUGAUUGUUAUUAUUCUUACUAUCUUACAAAUUACACAUACAAUUCGAAAGCGAAACUCUCACGAAUGGUAUUUACGACGAAUUAGUAGAUUUCGUUAUGAACUCUUGCGUAGGAAAGAAUUUAUUGAUAUGCCUAACGAAACAUUAGCCAUGCUUCGAUUUAUCUCAAUUAAUAGUGAAGAACCGCAAGAAGAAAUUGAUGAAUCAAAUGAAGACCGAGAGGAGGGGAAGGAAGAAGAAGAAGAAAAAGAAGUUAAUUUAAUUUACUCCCACCGACGAUUACCGGAACGAGGUAUAAGAUAUCAACGAAGUCGAUCACCGUCACCUAGUAUUAACUCAAUGAAUAUCAAUUCAGAUACAUUUUCAAUUGAACAUAUUCUUAAGGCUAAACCAUGGCUACAAAUACCGCAUUAA